Messenger RNA from Uncinocarpus reesii 1704, 930 nucleotides. RefSeq names its product fumarylacetoacetate hydrolase. Bases 1 to 930 code for a protein of 309 amino acids. Gene Ontology annotation, molecular function: catalytic activity. The record is from RefSeq and is a predicted model, not a curated record. NCBI's taxonomy places the organism in Eukaryota, Fungi, Ascomycota, Eurotiomycetes, Onygenales, Onygenaceae. The transcript is spliced from 3 exons.
AUGGCUACUUGGUCGAGGUUGAUCCGUUUCGUCGGUGAAGACGGUGUGACGAGAUUUGGCGAGCCGCAAGUCGCUGAUGCUGCUGAAGUUGUCCAGGCCUGUGCGGAUGGGAAGUUGGUGGCCCACGAAUGGACUGGUGAAGAUCCAUUUUCUCUCACAAUGGGUUCAAAGUCCGUGAAGGUGAAGGAAUUACUUGCGAUCCUGCAUCCCAGUGAUGUUCCCAUCAUUCGCUGCGUUGGACUGAAUUAUAUGAAGCACAGCAAGUUGAACAGCAUGCCAUCUCACAAAAAGCACCGUGCUAACUGCUCCACUAUAGUCAAGGAAGGCGGACGCAAUCCUCCACCCCACCCGUCCAUCUUCAUCAAGCCUUCGACCGCAAUCGCUAGCUUCAGGGAGGAUGUCCCAAUCCCAAAACUGGCACAAGAUUCUCUCGACUACGAAGGGGAAUUGGCGAUUGUUAUCGGUAAAACUGGCAAGAACAUUAGCAAGGACGAAUCCUUGGACUAUGUCGCUGGCUAUCUGGCCUCCAACGAUGUGUCUUGCCGAAAAUGGCAGCGUGAUCCUGCUUAUGCUGGUGGUGUUCCUCAGUGGUGCUUCAGCAAGGGGUUUGACAAGUAUGCGCCCCUUGGGCCCGUUCUAGUUUCGACCAAGGUGGCUGGCGCCGCCGAUAACCUCGCACUCCAAACCUUUGUGAACGGGGAACUAAGACAAGAUUCCAAUACCAACGACCUCUUGUUCAACGUCAAGCAUAUCAUCAGCUUCGUCAGCCAAGGCACAACGUUGGAGAAGGGAACUGUCAUCAUGACCGGUACUCCUGCUGGUGUGGCGAUGGGAAUGAGGCCCGCGCCGGUGUAUCUGAAAAAUGGGGAUGUUGUUGAGGUCAAGAUUGAGCAUCUUGGAUCCACUAAGAACACCAUGGUGUUUGAGUAG